This is a messenger RNA of Aspergillus wentii DTO 134E9, 1383 nucleotides long. RefSeq lists its product as uncharacterized. Lineage: Eukaryota; Fungi; Ascomycota; Eurotiomycetes; Eurotiales; Aspergillaceae. The transcript has a single exon. The record is from RefSeq and is a predicted model, not a curated record. The coding region runs from base 1 to 1383 and encodes 460 amino acids.
AUGUACUGCCCCUCCACUUCUCCUCAACCUCGACAUCGGCUUUUCAAACCCGCCAUCUCCCAGCCCGCUUAUCAAUGGGCUCCUACACCGCAAUCCUAUAACCCCUCACCGUCAGCGUCGAAGCCAGCCUCCGUGGUCUUCCCCUCGAGAGAUUCUGCUCUCCUACCCACUCCAGAUCAAUCUGCCGCCAUGGCUACGCACGAUACCGUGAUGCCGGAUAUUAGCAAUCCCCAAUUUUCGGGUCGGGGGAAACGCCUGACGGUGACCGAGGAAGAAUGUCUGGUCCGGCUAUGCCGGGUGCACAUGCGAAAUUACGACGUCAACAACUACCCUAAGAGCUUUUGGAUCGAGAUGUCCGGUUUAUUACGAAUGGAAACAAAUCGAUCAUAUUCGUGGCAAUCAUGUCGAAGGCGUAUGGCCGCCAACAUUGCCAGCCGCAAGUCUUAUCAGAAUACGAUCAAGCUCGGAUAUCCGGCUCCGCUUAGUGAGAUGGACCCCAAGAUCUGCGAGCAGAUAGACAAAUGGAUCGCAACCUGUGAUGACAAACUCGAGAUGGAGAGAAAGAGGGCGGAACUAGAGAAGCAAAAGACACUCGCUGUCGAGGACAGACAACGGCUUGAGGUAGAUAUGCACCGGAAACAAAAGCAAAACCGAGUCCUCCAAUGGGUUUGCAGUCUUCCCGACUACGAGGGUUUUCUUCCCGAGUUGACCCAAUGGGGCGAGCUUCCACCCAUGGUCCACCCUCUCAACCAACCCCGAACCCGAUCUCGCUCUCGGUCCCCUCGUCGAGAAGGAAAUACCAACUACCGUCAGCGAUCCCGCUCACCCUAUGGCUCCCGAGCCGUAGGGCACAUCGGUCCUACGCCCUAUCUCGCCGAAGCCCGGCGUUCUCACGUUCGGGGACGGUCUAUUACUCCGAAGGUGGAUCACGACGGAGAUAUCGUCGUGGAGAAAAAGGAACCUCGGUCUUCCCCAAGCGAGCAAUUGCCGGCUACACCAGCCCUGCUGAACCGCCAGACCAGAAACGUCAGGGACGCUCUUCCAGGUACACACGGAAACCACCGACCGGAAUAUGCACCUCGUGACGGACCUGCACGACCUAUCCAGGGAAACUACCGGAGCUCGCCCAUCACAACCACUACCGAUGAUACCUUUGAGAGAUACAUGGAGGAGACGAAGCGCCACGCCGGUGAAUACGUUGCCAGGUUGGCCAUCAAAUGCAGCAAGGCAGCAUUGAGUAUGUCCAUGGGCAAGAGCGAGAAGCACCAAGCCUAUAACAAGGGUCUGGAGCUUGCCGUACACGACUUACUCAACGAUGUUGGAGUUGCAUAUGUCAAGAUGGUUGGAAAAAUCAUGCAACUCGAGAUACCCCGGGCGGAUUAA